ACAUGCGAAGCCAACUUUGUUCACUUGACAGUAAGUAGGAGGGUUUUACGAAACAGGAAAACGACUAGGACUACAGGAAUAAAUUGUACAUGGUUUUUGGUGCAAUUCAAACAAAUAAAUGACCAUGAGUUCGUUUUUGAUCAGCUCCAAUUAUGUGGACCCCAAAUUUCCGCCGUGUGAGGAAUAUUCCCACAGUGAUUACCUUUCCAGCCACUCUCCAGAGUAUUACAACAACCAGAAGAGAGAAAACAGCUUCCAGCAUGGAGCUACCUACCCCCGACCAGCCUGCACCAGCCAAGACUAUUCCUCUUGCCAGAGUUCCGGACGGCCGUCUUCCAUUGUGUCUCCCCGGACUCACCCCCAAAUUGGGCUGCUUCCUGAAGACAAGCAUCAAAGCCAGAGUACAAGCUCCAGUUCACCUCCGUCCUGCAGCCAAAUAUCUCUAGACCACAAGCCCCCAGAAUCAUCCUGCCAGAGCCCAGUGGUGUACCCCUGGAUGAAGAAAGUGCACAUUUCUACUGUCAAUGCUUCUUAUUCUGGGGGAGAAACCAAGCGCUCCCGCACAGCAUACACCAGACAGCAAGUCCUGGAACUAGAGAAGGAGUUUCACUACAAUCGCUAUCUGACCCGCAGGCGCAGAGUAGAGAUUGCACACACAUUGCGCCUGUCUGAGCGUCAGAUCAAGAUCUGGUUCCAAAACAGGAGGAUGAAGUGGAAAAAAGACCAUAAGCUUCCAAAUACUAAAAUAAGGUCGAGCCCAAUGUCAAGCCACCAGGUGACUGGGGGAUCAAACCCUGACAAGCAAAUAGAUAAUCAAGAAGACAAAUGGGCUCUUUUGUGA
Nanorana parkeri is the source of this 841-nucleotide messenger RNA. It is a transcript of the gene HOXB4, whose product is annotated as homeobox B4. The coding region runs from base 119 to 841 and encodes 240 amino acids. The record is from RefSeq and is a predicted model, not a curated record. NCBI's taxonomy places the organism in Eukaryota, Metazoa, Chordata, Amphibia, Anura, Dicroglossidae. Gene Ontology annotation, cellular component: nucleus. Gene Ontology annotation, molecular function: RNA polymerase II cis-regulatory region sequence-specific DNA binding; DNA-binding transcription factor activity, RNA polymerase II-specific. The transcript has 2 exons. Gene Ontology annotation, biological process: anterior/posterior pattern specification; embryonic skeletal system morphogenesis; regulation of transcription by RNA polymerase II.